Phragmites australis (common reed) is the source of this 2119-nucleotide messenger RNA. Its product is annotated as probable WRKY transcription factor 3. The record is from RefSeq and is a predicted model, not a curated record. Bases 178 to 1662 code for a protein of 494 amino acids. The transcript is spliced from 4 exons. Lineage: Eukaryota; Viridiplantae; Streptophyta; Magnoliopsida; Poales; Poaceae. Gene Ontology annotation, biological process: regulation of DNA-templated transcription. Gene Ontology annotation, molecular function: DNA-binding transcription factor activity; sequence-specific DNA binding.
AGAAGCCAAUGAGACAGAGGGAGAGAGCGAAAGUCAGCCUCUGUUCACCCAACCCAAAAAUCCUCCACAAACCAAAGUCAACGCCGAAAACCAAGAAGAAGAGAGAAUCCCUUCUCUCUCUCCAGCCUCUCUUUCUCUCUCUAGACUUCCUCUCCCUCUCUCUAGGCUCCCGAGGCCAUGUCCGCGCGCCGGCCGCCGCCGCCGCGCCCGCGCUUGGCGCUGCCGCCGCGCUCGGCUGCGGAGUCGCUCUUCACCGGUGCCGGCGACGCCAGCCCCGGCCCGCUCACGCUCGCCUCCGCGCUCUUCCCCUCCGACGCCGACGCCGGCGCCUCCUCCUCCGCUGCUGGACCGGCGAGCUUCACGCAGCUCCUCACGGGCCCCCUCGCGCCGCCGCCGCAAUCGCAGCAGCAUGAGCCGGAGAGCGGGAGAGGUGGGGUCGCCAGGGCUGGGCCGGCGCUGUCGGUUGCGCCUCCCGCGUCAUCAGCGACGGCGGCGUCCGUGUUCACCGUGCCCCCCGGCCUGAGCCCCUCCGGCCUGCUCGACUCCCCCGGGUUGCUCUUCUCGCCGGCCAUGGGGGGUUUUGCAAUGUCGCACCAGCAGGUUCUGGCUCAAGUUACUGCCCAAGCAAGCCAUUCUCCGCUCAGAAUGUUCAAUCACAUUGAACAACCAUCUUUCUCAGCAGCUGCAACAUCGUCUGAAGCUCUGCAACAUAUGAAUCCUGGGGCCAAUAUGGCAGGAAUUUCAGGGAUGGCGAUGGUAACAGCAAACAAUGAGAAUUCAUCCUUUCAAUCUGCUGACGCGUCUCAGAGGUAUCAAGUUAAUGCCCCUGUUGAUAAGCCUGCUGAUGAUGGCUAUAACUGGCGGAAAUAUGGUCAGAAGGUGGUGAAGGGCAGUGAUUGCCCCAGGAGCUAUUACAAAUGCACUCAUCCGAAUUGCCCGGUCAAGAAAAAGGUAGAGCAUGCUGAAGACGGUCAAAUAUCGGAGAUCAUAUACAAAGGCAAACACAAUCACCAACGUCCACCAAAUAAGCGGGCAAAAGAUGGCAACUCUUCAGCAGCCGAUCAAAAUGAACAAUCUAAUGAUACCACAUCUGGCCUGUCAGGUGCCAAGAGAGAUCAGGAAGCUAUAUAUGGGAUGUCUGAACAAGUAUCUGGUUUAAGUGACGGAGAUGAUAUGGAUGAUGGCGAAUCCAGGCCACAUAAAGUGGAGGAUGGUGAUACUGAGAGCAAAAGAAGAAAUAUACAAAUUUCUUCACAAAGGACCUUGCCAGAGCCUAAGAUUAUUGUGCAAACAACAAGUGAGGUUGAUCUUUUGGAUGAUGGUUAUAGAUGGCGCAAGUAUGGGCAGAAGGUAGUCAAAGGAAACCCUCAUCCAAGGAGUUACUACAAGUGCACAUAUGCUGGAUGCAAUGUUAGGAAGCACAUAGAGAGAGCUUCGUCGGACCCUAAGGCUGUCAUAACAACUUAUGAAGGAAAACAUAACCAUGAACCACCGGUUGGUAGGGGCAGCAACCAGAAUGCAGGAAUGUCGGCCCCUUCAAACAGUUCACAACUGAAAGGGCAGAAUAGCAUGUCUAGUAAUCAAGCUUCACUUUCAAGAACAGGCUUCAGCAACACUAACCAGAGGCCAAUUGGGAUCUUACAAUUCAAAAGGGAAGAAUAGUAACAUCAUUUGACUCCCUUUGGAACCUUGUUGCUCACUGUUAUUUGGAUUAUGUUCUUCAGGCAAGUAUUGUAUGCUUGCAAUUCGUACAGUCAUAUGGCAUCAAAGGUUCUUAAAGUUCGAUAAUUCAAUGGUAUCAGUUCCCAGUUUUUCCACAGAUACACAGAAUAGCUGGUACAGCACCAGCCUUUCUAGUUUGUACAUGUUAUUAAGUUGAAGCAUACAAAAUGUAAUACCAGCUAGGUGAAAGUUAUUCAUACAUGUUUAUGAUGUUUUAUAGAUGGAUCAGGCGUAUACAUGUUUAUAUUAUGAUUUUAUUCCCAACAAGAUCUUGUAUGUAUUGUAUUAAGAUUCAAAAGAGUAGUGAGUGUACAGAUGUUUCAGAGUUAAGUUUGCUUGUUGUAAUUUGUAUGCUUCAGAUGCAUACAUGUUUAUGUAUUUGGCCAAUUUUAAUCUC